AAAGACAAGUGGUAGGUAGACCUUCUUUCCUGGGUUGGCUGCAUCAUGACAUGAGUAGAUCUACGAACUCCGGCAAGUGGAGCUGAUCAGCCGAUCCGAUCCGAGGCGAUCGCGAGGAAGACCUACGCCAGGCUACGGACUCCCGGCGUACCGACCGUGCAUCCCGCAUAGCAACACAAACAUCAUUCGCUCGGUUACUAGUCUUGUAGCUGGUCAGCUUGAGACGUGGAGUCCGCGAGCAGAGGAGGGAGUGAGAGACGCUGGUUGUUUGUGUGUGAGCAAAAACAACGAUACAAAUUAAUACGAGUUUGGUGGAGGACACGGAACGUAGUGUACUGCUACGCUGCUUUGUGUACCAGUUGGGGAAGCUGAGGUAUUAGAUAAACCUUGUUUUGUUGAAAACAAGCUGAGUUCCAACGGUACGAUCCUGCUGUUAGCGUAGGCGAUUCCAGUCAGUGUGACUCUACGACGAGCAAGCAGCAGGGGCUGGAGGUACUAGGUAGUAGCCCGUCGAUGCGCGCAAACCAGUCGAAAAGAAGAUGACUACGUCGCGAAGAGGAGUUGGCUGGUGGCUGGCAUGGUUGACGGUUACCUCUCUGUUGGUGGCUAGUACUAGCGGCCAUGCAGCCCACAACGGAAUCCGUUCGGCGUUUACACCGUCCACUUGCAAGCUGGAGAGGAAACAGCUGAAGACAAUCCCAAACCGAAUGAUCAGCACGAGAUCGUCAUUUCGUAACGGUGCCAAAGAGGUUCGUUUCCUUCGUGCAAAGAGUCGCAGCGAGUGCAACGACUGGUGUUGUUCGUAUGAUGCUUGCGACACGGUCAUGUUCAUCGGCCCCGAUGCGUCUGUGUGGAGAUCUCGGACGCCAGAGCAGGUAGCAACUGAGGAGAACUGUGCACUGCUCGCUUGUAAUCACUUCUGUGUGGUGGACCGUGCCGCUCACCAGGGUAUCUACAUUUCCAAAGUCUCCGACGCACCCUUCGGGAGUCAAGCAUUGCCUGAACGAAUAAUUCAGCAUUCUGUGACUGAUGUUGAACGCAUUGAAGCAACACAGCCAGUGGUCACAACUCACUCAGUAGAAACAACAAGCAAGCCCUCGCCCACUACUACUCCGCUCAUAGCAACGACUAGCGUGACAACGACAGUUGCGGUAACCACGCACACAGUUACAACUCGGCAAGACCUCGCCACAACCAGUAACAUCCCAACUACGCAGAGAGCUACAUACACAUCUCCAGCUAUGGACCAGACGUCUGAAUCUGCAUCGGAACAAGAAACCGGAACAGCAGUGGCAUCAUCUGAUAGUGCCAUGAUGUCCAACAUGUCUGGAACUGACCCGCCACCCACGGAUGCUCAUGCGGAACCAUCGGAAUCCUCCACUGAUGCUGCACGGGCAACUGGGCUAAAGGGCGAUGCACUAUUGAAGGCUGUGUCAUCCACACCAGACCCUAUCAAUGCAAACGCCAGGUUCUCUGGUACAUCAACAUUGAUUAUUGGGUUGGCAGUGGGCCUGCUUGCGUUCUUUGCCGUUUUCUUCAUGGUGUCGAGGCAAUGGGUGAGAUUCGCUCGAACGAGAGUUCACAAGCAGAAGGAAGAUUAUUUGAUCAAUGGAAUGUAUGCCUAACUAUCUUGAGCAAUACCUUAAACUCGGCAAUCCGCAAGCAUCAGCGACAUAAGCAGCUAGUGAAGAAAGUAGCAACAGCAUAAUUAUGUAUGUGUGUGGGUGUGUGUGGGUGUGUGUGUGGGCGUGUUCACGUUCUUCAACGUAGGAAUAUUUUUCUAGAAUAUCAGCUCAAAAUAACGUUAAGUUUGGUACUGUGAGGUGCUGGCAUAUUUCAUGGUGUGGCUCUGUCAUGAUUGUACGGCUACUCUCUAUAUACUAUCCGGCUUAAUCACAAGAGCCGUCUUUCCACCCAUGUUUCCAUCUUUCGUUGACAAGCGAGCAGUCGUAUGCUUUUUUCCCCA
Messenger RNA from Sycon ciliatum, 1966 nucleotides. RefSeq lists its product as uncharacterized. The coding region runs from base 540 to 1625 and encodes 361 amino acids. Lineage: Eukaryota; Metazoa; Porifera; Calcarea; Leucosolenida; Sycettidae. The record is from RefSeq and is a predicted model, not a curated record. The transcript has 2 exons.